ACCCAGUGUACUUGCGACAUUGAUGUACUUCCUCAGAUUUAUACAAGUGCAGUUUCAAUGCCUUUGACAGUAAACUGAAUUCUUAGAGCAUUUUAUUUUUAUGCUUAAAAGCUUUUAGUACCUUACUAAAGUUCAGUUAAUUUAGUAAUUCUAUUCAACUGUGUAUAAAUCAGACUUAGUCCUAAAACAUUACAUUUUGUAAGAGCCAUCUGUUGCUUUCUCCUUACCAUGAACCUACUUUUUUUUUUUUUUUAAUUCAAACACACUUCAUGGUAAUUCAGGGUCUGAUCCUGCAGGAAGCUGAGGGACUCCAGAGACAUCCUGAGUCCUUUCAACACCCUUUGAUUUCCACUGACGACACUCAGUAGCAUGGAAGAAACAGGCAGCAUAUUACAGUUGUUUUCUCUUCAAUUUACACUGCUGGGCAGAUCUGCAGCUGUCCAGGAAACACAUAAGAAAAGUGGCUGCCUGUUAUAAUUGGGCUAGAAGAUGAACUCAGCUGAAUUCAAUGAUGAUGAUGAAGUUAAAAUUAUAAAAAACAAUCUUGUGAAAGUAGAAACAGAAAAUGAAGAUGAAGCACUAGACUGCUCCGUGACAUCCAGAUCUCCUGAGAAACACUCACUGGAUGGCUCAGUUACUUGCCUACAGGAUUCUAACAAACGGAAACAGACCUCACUUGGUUGUGAUGGUUCAGGGAGCCAGCAAGAGAUUUUACCCAGUGUGAAGAAAAGACGCUUUACUCAAGAGGGCCUCGUUUCAAACAUGAAGAACCGAGAUAUUGGGUCACCCACUCAGGUAAACGUAGAGCAGCCUAACAAGAACAAGAAUCCCAAUAUAACAUGGCUGUGUGAAGAAGAACCCUUCAAUGACGUGACCACUCCAUCCUAUAAGAAACCUCUGUAUGGCAUCUCACACAAAAUUACAGAGAAGAAGAGCACACCAGGGGCAGAGCAGUUUUCUUCUUAUGAGCUAUUUGAAAAGGUCAAUCCAAGCAGCCCCUCCCAUCUGCGGAAUUUGAGUGAUCAACGCAAAAGGGAUUCUGCUGCUACCAUCGCUGUUACAGCUUCCACCGCAGAUUCUGAUCCAAACAUAUAUUCUUUGAUACAGAAAAUGUUUUACACCCUCAACACCCUGAAUUCCAAUAUGUCUCAGCUUCACAGCAAGGUUGACCUGUUGUCUCUUGAGGUCAGCAGAAUUAAAAAGCAUGUCAGCCCAACAGAGUCUGUAGCAGAGUUCAGGCCUCCCCCCGAGUACCAGCUAACCGCUGCAGAACUCAAACAGAUCAUGGAUCAGAGCACAUCAGGUGGAGAUUUGGCUUGCCGGUUACUAGUUCAGCUUUUCCCAGAGCUCUUCAGCGAUGAUGAGUUCAACAGGAGCUGCAGCACAUGUGGCUUCCUUAACAAAAAGAAGCUUGAAUCGCUUCAUCUGCAGCUUAUCCGAAACUAUGUGGAAGUUUGUUAUCCUUCUGUGAAGAAUAAUGCUGUGUGGCAGGUGGAGUGUUUGCCCCAAGUUAAUGACUUUUUCAGUAGAUUUUGGGCACAAAGAGAAAUGGAAAAUAGUCAGCAAAGUGUGCAGUCAUCCAGUUUUUAUGAGUCUGAACAGGUAGAGUCCUCUCAUUUCAUUGAGGAUAAAGAGCAGGAGGAAGCUUUGUCCCUGGACAGGGAUAAUGCCACCACCUCAGAUUAUGUUCUAGAUGCUCAGGAUCUCAAUGAAUUUUUAGAUGAAGCUUCAUCCCCUGGGGAAUUUUCUGUGUUUUUGUUACACAGAUUAUUUCCUGAGCUCUUCGACCACAGGAACCUGGCUGAAAGAUAUAACUGCUAUGGAGAUUCUGGGAAGCAAGAGCUGGAUCCUCAUCGACUUCAGAUAAUUCGAAGAUACACAGAAAUUUACUUUCCUGAUGUGCAGGAAGAGGAGGCGUGGUUGCAGCAGUGUGCACAGCGAAUAAAUGAUGAACUUGAAAGUAUGUAUAUGGAUGGGAGUGAGUGUGAACAGAUGAGAGACGACUGCUAUGAUUCUUCUAGUUUGCCUGAUGAUGUAUCUAUCAUAAAAGUGGAAGACAGCUUUGAAUAUGAAAGGCCAGGAAGAAGGUCAAAAAAGAUUUGGCUUGUGCCCAUAGACUUUGAUAAACUUGACAUUCCCCCUCCCGAUUUUGAUGUUCCUAUCCCGGAUUACCUGUUGAACAAGGAACAAAUUAAAAAUAUAUAUGAAAGCAGUCUGUCCAUAGGAAACUUUGCAUCUCGAUUGCUUGUUCACUUAUUCCCUGAACUGUUUACUCAUGAAAAUCUAAGGAAGCAAUACAACUGUAGCGGAUCACUAGGCAAGAAACAACUUGAUCCAACCAGGAUUAAAUUAAUUCGACAUUAUGUGCAAAUAUUGUACCCAAGAGCAAAGAAUGAUAGAGUAUGGACAUUGGAAUUUGUUGGGAAGCUUGAUGAGAGAUGUCGACGCAGGGAUACCGAACAGAGGCGCACAUACCAACAGCAGCGGAAAGUUCAUGUUCCAGGGCCUGAGAGGAGAGAAUUUCUUACCUAUGCAAUAAACCCAGAAAGAUUCAGAGAAGAGUUUGAAGGGCCACCACUGCCGCCAGAAAGAAGCAGCAAAGAUUUUUGCAAGAUACCACUUGACGAACUUGUCGUUCCUUCUCCAGACUUCCCUGUGCCUUCUCUGUACAUGCUAUCUGAUAAAGAGGUAAGAGAGAUAGUACAGCAGAGCCUUUCUGUGGGAAACUUUGCUGCCAGGCUUCUAGUAAGACUCUUUCCAGAGCUCUUUACUCCAGAGAAUCUCAGACUGCAAUAUAACCAUUCAGGUGCUUGUAACAAGAAGCAACUUGAUCCCACCAGACUCAGAUUGAUCCGUCAUUAUGUUGAAGCAGUUUACCCCGUGGAGAAAAUGGAAGAAGUGUGGCAUUAUGAAUGUAUACCGAGCAUUGAUGAAAGAUGCCGGCGUCCCAACAGGAAAAAGUGUGAUAUACUGAAAAAAGCCAAGAAAGCAAAAAAGUGACAGGCUCUCUAAAUUCUUCAGACUUUGACCUCUAAAUUAUUUGGGAAGAGCAUAUUUUGUUCUAGUCUGGGAGCCUGAUCUUACUAUGGAAUCUAAGGGAGAUCAGCCCCUAGGAAUAUUGGGCGCUAAGAUUGUUACUUUUUAAUAUGUGUGUUGCACAUAUAAGGGCACUGCAACAGUGGGAAGUGGUUUACUGCAUUUGUACAUGAUAAAGACCAUAAGUGAUCAGUGAUGAAGUCACUAAUGACUCAUUAAGAGUAUGACUUUCGCUGGUGCAAAUACAUGUAUUAAGUGUAUUCGUCCUCUCCCCACUUUUGCAUCUUCCAUUUUUAUCACUUUUUUAAUAAUAAAAAAAACUUUUUAAAAAUCAUUGUGCUCUUCGGGGCAGUUUUGCAUUAAACCCUUUUAAACAUCAAGGUUAAAUAAUUUGGAAUCUGAAUUAUUUUUUAACUUGCAAAUUUUGUUUUUGAAAGUGCCAUGUUCAUUGAGAAUGAUUGAAAUAUCAGACUUGCUUACUACAGUAAUUACAGUUAUCCCUUUGUUUUGUUCUUGAUGAUAAUGAAAAUAACACGAGGUCAAUACUGGGUCAAAUGUAAUUUCCUUUUUGACUGUUACCAAUGUAUUAUUUCCAUUGCUAUAAGAACUAAGACUAGAUUAGACACAAUGUGUUUUUACGUUGAGACCGUAGACCUGAUCCUUCACUCUUACUCAUGUAAGUUAUUUCAUUGUCUUCAAUAUGACUACUGGGAACUGCUUCAGUGAAUAGGGUUACAAAACAGAAUCAAGCCCUUUACCAGCAGAAUGUGUUGAUAUUGCCUGUUAGUCUCUCUCUUUUUAGAAAAAGUACUUGAAACAAGGAAUGUAGAAAAACAUUUAAGUCCUUAUUCUUCAUCAGAAUUAUGAUUCCAAAGUUUCCAGUAUUAAAUCAAAUAUUUAAUAAGCAAAAGGUAAAUACAAAGAUUUGAUUCUGUGGUAGAAUUGAAUCCCCCUUUGAGCUGUGGUGAUAUGGUGUGUUUGUGUGAAUACAGCACAACCUGGAGUCUCCGAAUGUCAUAGGGAUAUUGAAAAUUCCUUUGAUUAUCCAAAUUGAUUUAGUGUAAUUAAUAGCUAUCUGGAAAUGUAAUCUUGUAUGAUUAACUUAGGUUCAGAUGAUCAAGAUUGCAUUGUUAAUAUGAUCAGUUAUAAUGAAGAACAUCCUAACUCCAUUCUGACUUCACAGUUUCUGAUCUGUCCUUGGAGAGUGCUGCAUUAAAAUCAGAACCUGAUUUUCCUCUCAAUUACAUUGCUCUAAAGCAGGAUGUCCGUUGAUGUCAACGGUAUGAGAGAAUCAAGCCUUCCAUUAGAUGUUAGUCAUGGCAAUGAUCAUUUAACACUGACCAUCCCUUGAACAUCUUGAGAUUUGUUGAGGUUCUCUGUGGUCCUCUUUUGUUAUUUAUUUAGAUGGGUCAUAGUAUCACAUUUCAGUUAAGCCCCAGUGUAAAUUUCUAUUUUAGCAAUUGUAUUCAACUACAAAAUACUUGAUAUUUUUACUUCAUUUUUUUAGAAUUUACUGUUCUCAGAAUCAUGUUGACCCCUUCCUUUUUAAAAAAAAUAAUAUUUUUUUCUAAUGGCAAGAAUUAGCAGUUAUUUUACAGUGUUAAAGCAGUAGUAAGUCACAGUAGAUAAUAGAACUCACACAUUUUCCCCUAUGUGCUAGCAACAUCCUAAAAGAAUGUAUGAUGAGAGUCUUGAUUGUACUGAAUAAUCUAAUACUGUUUAAAUUCACUUACAUGUUUCCUGUUGGCAUAAGUAAUAGCAGAAUAUGCGCAAAAUGGAUAUCAGCGCAAAUAUGGUUAUAAAUAAAGUGAGAACAUUUUACCAAAGAUAAUGAACUUAUACCACAAUGUCUGCAUCCUACCUUUAAUUUUAGUACAUAUUUUUAGCAAACUGAAUAUAUCAGAAAUGCAAGGUUUUUUAUAAUUAUAUGCUACCUAGCACCUCUUUGUGAACUAUUAUACAUGCGCUUUUAUGGGCUAUAUAAAAUGUCAUGAAAAUGGUAAAAGUCUUUUAAUUUAGAGUUGAAAAUGGCUAGCAUGUAUUCUGCAGCCCAAAAGGUAAGGAAUGUUAUAUGCAGAUUUUCCUUAUGGUUUAUUUAUCUUAAUGUCACAUUUGUUUCAACAAUAAAGUAUGUCAGAUCCUGUUGAGGACUUCAACAUAUCUUAAACUUGUACAUGGUUGGUAAAGAGAUUAUAUGAAUGUAUGGAAUUUUCUACCACAACAUACAAUUUUAAGAUAUAUUGACAUUUUCAAUGAGUUUUGAUAUUCAUUUGGUACAUUUGGCUUCAUAAGGCAACCAAAUGAAUCUAUUUAUAUGACACAAUGAUCAAUAUAUGAGGGGUUUUAUUUAAAAAAAAAUACAUUAUCAAAAAUGGACAUGUAAUAGCUCAACAGAAAUGGUCUUUUUUCUCAACUUCUGGUCAAAUUAUUGUAGUCUGCUUAUAUAUUAUAUAUUCUUCUGAUUUGAUUGUCUUGUUGGAUUGCCUACAAUCCUUUUAUGACCUAGCAUUCUUUUGAAAGGCAGUUUGAUAUAAAGGCAAUAUACACAUGAAAAGUGACAGCUUGCAAAGGAAACUUGUUGAGGUGCAUUUGGAAGUGAAUUCAUCCAAUUGGUCAAGUAAUGAAAUGUAUAUGUUGUUACAAAAGAAAUGCUGGCUCGUGAUUGGCUAUGAACAGACUCAUAAACUGUAAGUUUCUAUUAUUGAACUUUUCUAAGGUCUGUUACUAAGAUCUGGAGUAACAUUAAGCAGUCAGACUGAAUACACAAGUGAGGGCAUCUUGAUUAGCUGCAACUGCUCUAAUGUCAUCUCCCUUUUAGAAUGUUAUUUUAAAAGGACAAACAGUUACUGAUUUCAAACUUAGGCUAUCUGGAGAGAUUCCCAGAUAUUAAAUUAAAACAUUCAGAACAUAUGUAGUCAUACACACACUGAUUUCAUAUUAACUAUACAUGGUUUUACUUCAGUAAAUCCUGUUGAGAUGAAUGUCAAAAGUCUAACUUUAAUAUAACACCUUUGGUAAGUAUUAAACAGCUCUCUCCUACAGUGAUUCUAAAGGAAACAGCAUAGUAUUCAAUGACUCUAUAUUUUCUAGUGUGACUGUCAGAAUUUUCCCAACAGAAAAAAGAACUGCAAGCCUGCUAAGAAAUUAAUGUAGUUAACCUUUUUUUUUUGGGUGUCUCACCAAUUUCACACAAAUGAAACACUUAACUAAGGAACUGUGCAAGGGUUUAAAAUAUAUAUAUUCUUUUCUGAAAUUUGAAGGGGAAAAUGAAACUACUGCUUAGAAGUUCUUGCAGUUAUCCAGGGAAUCUGGCAACUGUAUUAGCAGGGAAAUGCAAAUAGCAUAUUUUCAUGAGAGAAAAAUACUUCCUAUUUGAAAGGAUUACAUUUGAUUACUAUUAAGAGUAAGAUGUAGCCCUGAGCAUUUUGUCAUAAUUUUGUGUUAUUAUGAAUAAAAAAGUACUUGAUCAUCUUAGGAAAAAUGUUCAGAAGCAGUUCUAUUUUUCUAUCUUCAAGUUAAGAUAGUUUGUAUAUCAAUUUUAUUUCUGAGUGCAUUUCUUUUAAAUUCAGCCAAGUCUUGUUUUACUGUUGUGUAAUACUUUUGUAACAGUGGUGCCCAGAGGUCCCAAUCAGGAUCAGGGCACUCUAGUGCUCAGUACUGUACAAACACAUGAAGACAGCACUGCACUGAAGAUCUUGAAAUCUAAGAAAAAAAUUGAGGAUAGUUCAAACCUCUGACUUUAGGAGUAAGUCACUGAAAUUUUGGGAUUGCCAUUGACACAACUUAUGUAUUGUUUGGAUGCUAUAACUUUCUUUUUCCAAGUCAGUUGUUUUCAUUGUUACCACUAUUCAGUUGGCUGCUAAUGCAAGUAUAAACUUUUUCCAUCAGUAUUCCAAAGACACUUAUUUUUUUAAAGCAUGUUUUGGGUGCUUUUACUGCAAAUCUGAACCCUGUUUUUGCUCCCUUCCCUAACUCCAUGCUCCCACAUGAUUAUCAUCCAUUCCUGGGAAUCUCUUCUUCAUGUUGGGCACUACUGCCUGUCCAUGGACACUGGUCCUACAGACACAUUUCAGUUAUGGAUCAGCUGUCUACCAUCUCUCCACCUUGGCACAUAAGGUGUACCGUGUGCUUUCAUUACCUAGCCACAGCAAAUCUGAGGAGAAAACUUCAAGAUCUGCCCUACAGUGCUUUCAUAAACUUCAUUUUGUUUCUCUCGCCCCACAAGACCCAUUCAAAUAAACCUAUCAUUAGCAGUGAGAUUCUUCUUAAUUUCUUAUUAAAAUAAAUUAUUCUAAUAGUAAAAUGUUAGUAAUUAUGUUUGUUUAGGAUAGGAUUAUACAACUCCUAUUCUGAGUAGCUGUCAGUAAGCAUAUAAUUAGUUCCCUCUCCCUACAGAGAGCUGUCCCUGGAUUACCAUGUCUAGAUCAGCAACCCAAAUGCAAAUAAUCUGUAACUAAUAAAGAUAAACCAAGUUCCAUCAUACUCCAAGGACUUGCUUUUUCUAGCUUUACCUCACCUGGUUGCCAGGAUCUAGACUCCCACCUCACACAUCUUUUCAUACAUCUUCCUUAUUCAGAUCUAUAUGCUCUCUUCCGAAGGUGACUUCGUGGUCCUUUGAGACUUGACCUGCUGCUGCAUGGACAGAACUUCUACUUGUCCCAGUUCCUGCCCUAUCGCACAAUGUGACCAUGGUUCAUGUAGCAAUUUUUCUCCUUUAGUAACCAUUCUGAAAGGGAAACCUUGAUUGUCAUUAGAGAAGCAGAGCUUAUAAAAGGGAUCCCCAAGAAGUAGAAUGGCCGGGGGACUGAUUUUUUUUCCUGUGAAAAUUUUUGAUAAAACUUACAUUUGUUUUAGUCAAACUUUUUCUGUGGAAAUUUUCAAAUUUUUAUCUAAAAACCUUUUCAAUUUUCAGCAACCAAAACUGAAAAAAAUGCAAUUGGUCAGGUGAAAUGUUUUGGUAGAAAUAAAGAAAAAGAAAACCUUCAAGACAUCCCAAAAUUUUGUUCUUCGGUUGCUGAAAACCACCACCAAAAAAAAAAAAAAAAAAAAUCCAAACA
Messenger RNA from Chrysemys picta bellii (western painted turtle), 8093 nucleotides. Lineage: Eukaryota; Metazoa; Chordata; Testudines; Emydidae. The record is from RefSeq and is a predicted model, not a curated record.